Messenger RNA from Solanum pennellii, 444 nucleotides. RefSeq lists its product as uncharacterized. Bases 1 to 444 code for a protein of 147 amino acids. The transcript has 2 exons. Lineage: Eukaryota; Viridiplantae; Streptophyta; Magnoliopsida; Solanales; Solanaceae. The record is from RefSeq and is a predicted model, not a curated record. Gene Ontology annotation, molecular function: RNA-DNA hybrid ribonuclease activity; nucleic acid binding.
AUGGCCGAAUACGAAGCUUGUGUUCGUGGUGUGAAAAUGGACAUCGACAUGAAUGUCUAUGAGUUAUUUGUUAUUAGAGACUCAGAUCUUUUGAUUCAUCAUGUCCAAGGAGAAUGGGCUGUGAAGAACCCAAAGAUUAUACCUUACGUACAGUACGUGCAGAAGUUGUGCAAAAGAUUUUGUAACAUCGAGUUCAGACAUACUCUUAGAGUACAGAAUGAAUUGGCCGAUUUUCUUGCCACCAUCGCUUUGAUGAUUAAACAUCCGGACACAGAUUAUAUUGGUCCUCUGGAUAUAGAGUUAAAAGGACAUCCAAUCCAUUGUUUCCAUGUUGAAACAGAACCAGACGAUACAUGCUGGAGUUUGUGGUACGCAUAUGAACGGGCUCACUUUGGCAAGAAAGAUCCUAUGAGCCGGGUAUUUAUGGAUGACAAUGGAGAAUGA